Ornithorhynchus anatinus (platypus) is the source of this 1260-nucleotide messenger RNA. RefSeq names its product carboxypeptidase A5-like. Gene Ontology annotation, molecular function: zinc ion binding; metallocarboxypeptidase activity. The record is from RefSeq and is a predicted model, not a curated record. The coding region runs from base 1 to 1260 and encodes 419 amino acids. Lineage: Eukaryota; Metazoa; Chordata; Mammalia; Monotremata; Ornithorhynchidae. Gene Ontology annotation, biological process: proteolysis. The transcript has 11 exons.
AUGAGGGGUCUCCUGGUCUUCAGUUUUCUCCUGGCAGCUGCCUCAGGCCUCAAGUUGUUUUCUGGGGACCAGGUACUCCGGAUCAAGGCCAAGGAUGAGACACAACUUGCAGUCCUCAAGGACCUGGUACACUUCAAACAUCUGCAGGUCGACUUCUGGCGUAGCCCACUCAGUCCCAACUUGCCAGUGGACGUGAGAGUCCCUUCUUGCAACCUGCAAGCUGUCAAGGCCUACCUCAAGUCCCACGGCAUCCCAUACUCUGUCAUGAUUGAUGAUGUCCAGGUACUGAUAGACAAGGAGCGAGAAGCCAUGGCCGCCUCCAGGAGACUCGAGCGCAGCUCCAGCACUUUCAGCUUCUCCUCUUACCACACCAUCGAGGAGAUCUAUGACUGGAUCGACAACUUUGCGUCUGAAAACUCGAACCUGGUCAGCAAAAUCCAGAUCGGCCAAAGUUACGAACAGCGUCCCCUUCUUGUGCUGAAGUUCAGCACUGGAGGCUCCAACCGUUCUGCCGUCUGGAUCGACACCGGGAUUCACUCUCGAGAGUGGAUCACCCAUGCCACUGGGCUCUGGACUGCCAAUCAGAUUGUCAGUGAGUAUGGCAAAGACCCAGUGCUGACCUCCAUUCUUGAUACCCUGGACAUCUUCUUGGAGAUAGUCACCAACCCUGAUGGGUUCGCUUACACACACAGCGAGGACCGCAUGUGGCGCAAGACCAGGUCCAUCAACCCUGGGUCAUCCUGCUCCGGUGUGGACGCCAACAGGAACUGGGACUCCAACUUCGGAGGCACUGGCUCCAGUGACGAUGCUUGCUCAGAUGACUACCACGGACCCAGUCCUCACUCCGAGGUGGAGGUAAAAUCUAUCGUGGACUUUGUCCUGGGCCACGGAAACAUCAAGGCUUGGAUUUCCAUCCACAGCUUCUCCCAGCUUCUCAUGUUCCCCUAUGGAUAUAAGUUGGAGCUGACCCCUGACCACCAGGAGCUGAACGAUCUGGCCCGCGAGGCCGUGAAGGUGCUGACAACCAAGUACGGGACUGAGUACACCUACGGCAGCAUCUCCAGCACCAUCUACCAGGCCAGCGGGACCAGUAUCGACUGGGCCUACGAUAACGGAAUCAAAUACUCCUUCACCUUCGAGCUGAGGGACACUGGGGAACACGGUUUCAUGCUGCCCGCGAGCGAGAUCAUCCCCACGGCCGAGGAGACCUGGCCCGCACUGCUCACCAUCAUAGACCACGCCCGCCACCACCCCUAUUAG